AUGACUUCCAUCGACAAGAAGGUCGCACUGCGCUGGGGCAUUCUCGGCUGCGGCCGCACUUUCGUCAGCAACGUGAAGCCUCUGGAGACUGCCAUCUUCCACGCCUGCGCUGCUCGAUCACUGGACAAGGCCGAGGAAUUCGCCAAAAAGCACGGUAUCCCUAAUGCAUACGACUCGUACGAGGCGCUGUGCUCCGAUCCAGAGGUGGACGUGGUGUACAUCGGCACGAUCCACCCGACGCACUGCAAGCUUGCGACGCUGGCUUUGAAUCAUGGCAAGCACGUGUUGCUGGAGAAGCCCAUGGCCAUGAACGCGAAGGAGGCGGAAGCGGUCAUCACGCUGGCGCAGCAGAAGCAGCUCUUCUUCAUGGAGGGCAUGUGGGCGCGCUUCUUCCCCUCGAUCCGCUUCGUUCGUCAACUGCUCGACGACGGCGGGAUCGGAGACGUCCACCACGUGCACUCAGCCUUCGGCGUCCCGUUCAAAGCGGACAACGACCGCAUCUGGAAGAAGGAGCUGGGCGGUGGCGGAUUGCUGGACAUCGGCGUCUACGUGCUGGCGUCUGCCACGAUGGUGUUCGGGUUCGAGCCUGAGAAGGUGGCGGCCGCUGGGAAGCUCAGUGAUGAGGGUGUGGAUGUGUACAGCUCGAUCACGCUCGAGUACAGCGGCCAGCGCUUCGCCACGGUCGAGUACUCGACCCUGGCGCGGAUCAGUGAGACCGUGACCAUCACGGGGACCAAGGGCCGGAUCUUCAUCCACCCGCCAGCCCACGCGACGAUGGAGGUCUCAGUCGUCACGUACGACGCGAACGGGAAGGAGACGGAGAAGACUUCGCGGUUCCCGUGGCCGACGCCAACCGACCACCACUCGGGUUUCCUCUACGAGGCGCAGGCCGUCGCGGAGGCCAUCCAGAGCAACCGAACCGAGAGGAGCGAGUACUCGCACGCUGAGUCGCUCGGCAUCAUGAAGAUCAUGGACAAGGUCCGCCUCGACCUCGGACUCGCCUACUCCGCCGACGCUGCGCCGUAA
Messenger RNA from Phytophthora sojae, 1026 nucleotides. RefSeq lists its product as hypothetical. Lineage: Eukaryota; Oomycota; Peronosporomycetes; Peronosporales; Peronosporaceae. The transcript has 2 exons. The coding region runs from base 1 to 1026 and encodes 341 amino acids. The record is from RefSeq and is a predicted model, not a curated record. Gene Ontology annotation, molecular function: nucleotide binding.